Molecule: messenger RNA, 3216 nt
Organism: Daucus carota subsp. sativus
Lineage: Eukaryota; Viridiplantae; Streptophyta; Magnoliopsida; Apiales; Apiaceae
Product: serine/threonine-protein kinase D6PKL1
Exons: 3
Coding region: 382-3006 (874 amino acids)
Biological process (GO): protein phosphorylation
Cellular component (GO): nucleus; plasma membrane; cytoplasm
Molecular function (GO): ATP binding; protein serine/threonine kinase activity
Source: RefSeq, a predicted model, not a curated record
CACAAGUGCUUGCAUCUAUAGACUCUGCACCCUCUCUAUUCCCAAUCACCCAGACAUUAUUCCCGUUAAAACACCUCCAGAAACCUGUUAGCGUUUCAUUAUCGCAUCUCUCUCUCUCUCUCUCUCUCUCUCUCUCUCUCUCUCUCUCUCUCUCUCCGUUGCCUCUGUGUCUCUUCAGAUCUCUCCAGCUCGAUUGCUCUAGUGUAUUAGACGAUGCAUAUUCAACCAAAAGUGAAGCAGCUAUGGGAAAGCUACAGAAUGUAGACAUGAAAGCAUGACAAUGGGAAACCAUUAUUAAGGGUUCUGGAAAUUAAUACUUUCCAAACUUGUAAGUCUGUCCAGUUGUUUGUAAAUUAGUUGUUGGACAUAUCUUUGUAAACAAUGGGCUCACUGUAUGGUACUGGGGAGAUUGUUGAAUUAGAUGAAGAGCGAAACUUUAGUCAGAAUUAUCAAGGAAUCCAUCAACCCAAUGCACAUGACAAAGCAAAGAAAACUUCUGUGUCAAGACAAGGCCGUAUUAGCCCAAUAGAAGAUGACAUUAAUAAGCUAUUUGAAGGAAUUUAUAUCAAAACAUCAUCGAAGGGCGAGAGUCCAGACAAUAGAGUGGCUUCAGCACUCCCAAGUAAAAAGGAUUCAAAACGACCGAUGAGAGUGAGUGCUUCUACAUCUGGAAUUGGAUUUUCUGAACAAGUCUCUCUAAAGCAAGCUUUGAGAGGACUAUGCAUAUCUCAGGCCUCAGAAAUAGCAGCAAUGAAACGGUUGUCAAAGCCACCAGGGUCUCCUGCAAUGUCAGAAAGUGGAAACCUGAGUAGCCUGUUUAGGUCUAUUUUGGUUGAAACUAGUGAAUCAGGUCUUCCCAUAGCUGAAGCUAAAAAUGUAAGAUCUGAAGUAUCACUGGUUCCUGAAGUAGGUACAUCAGGUACACGGGGGAAGGGGCCUCUAUGUCAUCAAGAGCCGAAGUCACAGUCAUUUAAUUACAAUUCCCAUAUGUCUCCUCGAUUUGCUGUUCCUUUGACAACAAUGACAAAAGUUUCUACACUCGGGAAAAAUGAGGUUGUAUCUGCAUCAAUGGAAGUUAGUAGACAGCCUGCAAAGGUAGAGCUUUUACAGAAAGAAGUCAGUAGCUCAUUUGCUUCUCUACCUGAUCAUGUUGGAAAUGAUAAAUUUUCGAAGCAUGGUAGGAGUAUAUCAGCCGCUGCUAAGCUGAAAGAAGAUGUUGAUGAGAAUCUGUAUGCAUCAACUCAUUUAGCUAACGAAGAUGCACCAAGAUUGAGACGGAAAGCGAAGUUUCAAAGGGUUCGACCUAAUUCAAUAAGCAGCAAUAAGUUGGGAAAGUUUUCAAAAAAUGUUCCACGAACAUUUAAGCCAGUUAUUAGAAAUAAGAAUUUUGCAAAGAAGAAACCAAAGCAGAGAUCAACAUUUAAUGGACAUGAUGAUGUUAAUUGUGAGUUGGAUAUCAGGACAAACGAAUUGGUUUGCCAGAAAUGUCAAUGUUCACUGGUAGAUUCCAAAAAAGAGACCGGGAGGGACUAUCCUGUACCUAGCUCUGUAGUUAUUAGUACUGAAAGCAUUUCUAAUGUGAACCAUGCUUCAAGCAAAACAAACUUCAAUGUUAAUGCUUGUGUUGUUAUUCCAAAGACGAGUAAUAACUCGCGGUUUAGAGAAAAAGGGGAAUUCUCACAGAGCUCAAAGAGUAGCAUUGGUGAGUUCAGUAGCAGCACUAGUUUAAGUGAAGAUAGCUAUCUUAGUGGAUCCAUUUACGGCAACAGACCCCAUAUGUCAAAGGAUUCGAGGUGGCAAGCCAUCCAGCAUGUUAUGAAGCAGUGUGGAUUUCUUGGCCUGGGACAUUUUAAUCUUUUAAAGAAGCUCGGUGGUGGAGAUAUCGGUACAGUAUAUCUUGCUGAAUUGAUUGGGACAAGCUGUCUAUUUGCCAUUAAGGUAAUGGACAAUGAGUUUUUGGCGCAAAGGAAGAAGAUGCCAAGGGCCCAAACUGAGAGAGAAAUAUUGAGAAUUCUGGACCAUCCUUUUCUGCCUACUUUAUAUGCACAGUUCGUUUCAGAUAAUUUGUCAUGUCUAGUUAUGGAAUAUUGUCCAGGUGGAGAUUUGCAUGUACUCCGACAGAAGCAGCCCAGCAGAUAUUUUCCUGAACAAGCAUCAAGAUUCUAUGUAGCUGAAGUUCUUCUUGCCCUUGAAUACUUGCAUAUGCUUGGCAUUGUAUAUCGAGAUUUAAAACCAGAGAACAUUUUGGUUCGAGAAGAUGGGCAUAUCAUGCUUUCCGAUUUUGACCUCUCACUUAGAUGUGCUGUAAAUCCGAUGCUCCUGAAAUCAUCUUCAUUGGUUACAGAACCCCCACGGGUAUCAGGUCCGUGUGCAGGAUCCAAAUGCAUAGAUCCUUUCUGCAUGAAGCCCUCUUGUCAAGUAUCAUGCUUCACCCCUAGGCUUUUACCUGUUUCUGGGAAACUGAGGAAGGCAAAAACUGAUCUUGCAACCCGUAUGAGAUCGUUGCCACUACUUGUGGCCGAACCAACAGAAGCACGAUCUAACUCUUUUGUUGGUACACAUGAAUAUCUUGCCCCUGAGAUUAUCAAAGGUGAGGGUCAUGGAAGUGCUGUUGAUUGGUGGACGCUGGGUGUAUUUCUGUACGAGCUUCUGUAUGGAAAGACACCCUUCAAAGGUGCAGGAAAUGAAGAAACAUUAGCUAAUGUAGUACUGCAUAGUCUACAAUUCCCAGACACCCCGAUUGUGAGUUUUCAGGCCAGGGAUCUCAUCAGAGGGCUGUUGGUGAAGGAACCUGAAUAUCGUCUGGGCUAUACAAGAGGCGCUGCUGAAAUAAAGCAGCACCCCUUCUUUGAAGGACUUAACUGGGCACUGAUACGAUGUGCAGUUCCGCCUGAAGUACCCGAGCCUUACGAUGCUAUCAUUCCAAAAUUUGUAUCUCGGGGCAAAGGGUCUAACUAUCUUGAGUACGGAGCUUCAGGCGAGAACCUGGAGUUUGAGUUGUUUUAAGUUGUAUAAAAAAAAUCAUCAUCGUCAUUCGACGCGGUGCUCUUCCACUUGUAAUACUAGUUAACUAGUGUUGGGCUUAUAGUGUAAAUUUGGUUCGAAAAUUGAGUUGGUCUGGAGUUUAAUCCAUAACUAGCAUAAAAGCCCGUGCUAGGCACGGGCCCAUAAUUUAUAAUAUUUAUUUUAAAAUUAUAUAUUUUAAUUUUAAUUUAA